GCGGUUCCCUACUUCGUUUAAAAUCAUCUAUAUAGCAAUAAUAACUGCAUUAUCUAUAUAAGACCGAAGUCACACUAAAGUUAGUAGUUACGGUUUACAAUCGGUCUGUACAUCAACUUCACUAUACAAGAAAUCCUUAAUCAUGAAGUCUUCACUUUACGUAGCUUUGGCAUUAUUUGUAACUGUAGUCAUAGCCGAUGACUCUAGAAGUAAAAAGGAAGCUAUUUACAAUCCUUAUGGGCAAAUCACAGACGCGAACAAGUAUUUAGCUACGGUCCAUCCGGCCCACGUUUACAACAACAACAACAACAACUAUCAACAAGUGCCGUACAACAGCUAUCAACCGGCGGCGUAUUCGGCGUACAACCAGCUGCAGUACUACCAACAACAACCGCACCAGCGUGUCGGAGGGUAUCCGUACAACGGCGACGCGGCCACGACCGGCUACAACCAGUACAACAACUACCCUUACAGCGGCGGCUUCCAGCAGUAUCCGUACAACGUUAACCAGCAGUAUCCGUACAACGUUAACCAGCAGUAUCCGUACAACGUUAACCAGCAGUACCCGUACAACGUUCACCAGCAGUACCCGUACAACGUUAACCAGCUGCAGUACGGCGCUUACCAGCAACAGUACCCGUACUUCGGUUACCAGAACGCGUACGGCCGCCAACAGAUUCCGUUCGGCUACAACAACAACAAUUACAACGCGUACAACUUCAACCAGGUGGUCCGCCAGGCGCCCGCUUACCCGAGCGCCGGCGCUCAGCCCGUCAACCCGCCGGUGCCGCAUCCGUUCUAUCACACGCAAGGAACGUACUAUCCGACCGAAAUCAACAAGCCGACCCCGGCCGCCCCCGCCGCUCCAGUCGAACCGCCCAAAAAACCGUAAAUCCAAACAAACACGUCGAAAACGCCACGAAUAUUGUUACAAUAAUGUCACGUGAUCACUCGUACACGUAAUGGUAUAUAUAUUAUAAUUAUUGUGAUUUAGUAUUAGGAAAUGGAAAUGAACAAAUAAACGUAAUACACAAUUA
Messenger RNA from Rhopalosiphum padi (bird cherry-oat aphid), 1037 nucleotides. RefSeq lists its product as uncharacterized. The coding region runs from base 143 to 892 and encodes 249 amino acids. The transcript is spliced from 3 exons. NCBI's taxonomy places the organism in Eukaryota, Metazoa, Arthropoda, Insecta, Hemiptera, Aphididae. The record is from RefSeq and is a predicted model, not a curated record.